Molecule: messenger RNA, 4608 nt
Organism: Megachile rotundata (alfalfa leafcutting bee)
Lineage: Eukaryota; Metazoa; Arthropoda; Insecta; Hymenoptera; Megachilidae
Gene: Dok
Product: docking protein homolog
Biological process (GO): Ras protein signal transduction; positive regulation of MAPK cascade; cell surface receptor protein tyrosine kinase signaling pathway
Cellular component (GO): cytoplasm
Molecular function (GO): ubiquitin-like protein ligase binding
Source: RefSeq, a predicted model, not a curated record
GCGUGCCUCUAUUACUCGACGAUAGUUGGCUCCGAAUGCGUCGGGAACUGUACACAGGAACUAUACUGCUCGUGUACGUAUAAUAUCACACACGACGUAUUCGCGCAGCACGUACACACAUACAGCAGGACUUUUUCUCCCGGAAAUCCUAGUCGACGUUCACGUCGGGCACCAAGCUUUUGUGAAAUGUCAAGCACCGUACAUUAUGAUGGGUUGAAUGUCUUUGAGAAAAUUGUCAGAACGAGCGCGAACGAUAGAGCAACAUUCGAAAGCAGAGGCGAACCAGUGAGAGGAAUAGCACGGACGGGGAAAAGUGGGAGUGAAAGUGGAAAAAUUUACUUUUUCGAAAUUACACAAGGGAUAGAGGCACGCUCCUAGUGAAACGUGGGAUUGCUGAUGUUUCGCGGGAACGAUGGAGCCCGAAGAACCUUUGAUACAAGGGAUCCUGCUGUUACCACCGCAGGGAAUGCUAGGCCAACUCAAGAAAACAUGGCACAAAAGGUUCUGUCAGCUGUUUAGGACUAGCAAUUAUGGAAUCAAACGCGUGGAAAUUUAUGACAAUCAAGAGGAAGCUAUAUUACAGCUUCAUACUCCUCGUAUCAUCACCUUGGAUGCAUGUAUCAAAAUUGCACCCAGUAAUCAGUCACAUGUUUUUACCGUUGUGACUAAGUCAGGGAUUCAUUAUUUCGGAUGUUAUUCCGAAUCAGAUAUGAGUCAUUGGAUCACUGCAUUUCAAUUAGUGGCAUUUAAAGAUAGUGUAUCUAAUCAAACAAUAGAGGAAAACAAUGAUCUGUACUGUACCAGUGGGGAAGGAGUAUUUUCUGUUAAAGUUGUAGAGACAGAUGCAUCUAAACGAUGUGGUUUAGAGAGCAGAAAUUAUACUCUUGUGGUAGCUGCAGUUGACAUUAAAUUAAUGGAUGGUGAUGUGGUAUUGUUCACUUGGCCAUAUCGAUAUAUUAGAAGAUAUGGUUACAAAGAUGGAAAGUUCAUUUUUGAAGCUGGAAGGAAAUGUGAAUCGGGGGAAGGUUCUUUUCGUCUGGAGCACAGUAGCCAGCAUGAGAUCUUCCGUUGCAUGUACUCUAAAAUGAGAUCAAUGAAAAAGUUGAUGAAUGAAGAAAGUAGUCCCAGCAUCGAUUGUAAUGAUGCUCAAUAUCAUGCUGCCUUAUCUAUGGAAGCCGGUUCUAGAGCAGCAUUACCUCCAUCACCAAAUAGCUCUGCUAAUUUAAUUGAUAUUGAUUUUUCCCCACAAAAUUCACAAAAACACUCCACCUCUUCUUCGAAUUUAGAUAGUAGUAUAUCUACUAAACCAUCUUCAUCGAUUGGAAAAUCAAAACCUGCGAAGCCACCGCGUAAAUGUGUCUUUACAGGCCUGCUAGAUAAGAAAAAUGUGGAUCCUGAAUUGUCCGACUCGUCCGCGUGUGGAGAGUACAAAGCGUUAAAUCGUGACACCUCUCCAGAGUUGUCACAAAAAACAAUUGGAAGCUCCAUCCUUGAUGAUGAAGAGAAGCAUCCGUAUGAUUUAGUAGAAGUAAGAAACGAUGCUUGGAAAACGCACGGUAUCGAUAAUAUACAUCACACAGAGAGACCAAACUCGUUAUUACAUAAUGACAAAAAUAAAGAAAACGAGGAUGAUUUCCAAUACGAAACUAUGAUGCCAUUUAUGUCUUCUCAAAGCUCUUCAAAAAGUACAAAAAAGGAACAAACCAAUGCAGAAGAAAGAGUAGGCCAGGGUAGACAAAUAAGGCGAGCAGCAGGUCAGAGAAAUGCUAGACGUCGUAUGCAAGCAAAUACAAAUGAGCAAGAGGUCCAUGAUGAAGAUGCAUCUGAUGGCAAUGAUGAAGCGGACGAAAAAAUAGUUGUCCUUGAUCACAAGAUAGGUGCAAAGAAGAGAGCAAAAUUAGUAGCUAAAGCAGAAAAGAAAGUACAAAGGGAAGCAGCAGAAAGGGAAAGAGAGGAACGUAAGAAAAGGGAACAACUUCUCCAAGAAGAAAGAGACAAGCAAUAUGAAAAGGAGCGUGAAGAGGAAUUACGGCAAGAAGAAGCAGAGAGGAAAGCCAGAGAAGAAAAAGAAAGAAGAGAAUAUGAAGAAUAUAUAAAAAUGAAAGAAGCAUUCAGUGUAGAGGAAGAAGGGUAUGAACAAGAGGACAGAGAUGAAGAAGAAAAUUUGUUGCAAGCAUUUGUGCAAUACAUCCAAGAAAACAAAGUAGUGGUCCUUGAAGACCUAGCUGCACAUUUUGGUCUGAAGACCAUCAGUGUAGUAGAAAGAAUACAGGAACUUCAAACCACUGGAACUUUAACUGGUGUGAUCGACGACAGAGGAAAAUUCAUUUACAUCUCUCAAGAGGAACUUGAAGCUGUCGCAAAGUUUGUGAGGCAACGUGGUAGAGUCAGCAUCACCGAACUGGUAGAGAACUCGAAUAAUCUAAUCAAUCUGAGUCCAGUCAAGCAACGUGACAUGGUGGAAGCCAGAUAGACUACAUAUUCAUUUUUAUUGCAAUUAUAAAAUGAUCAGAGUUUAAUAAAUUUAUACACUGUUUUACAUAAAUGUGAUACAUAUCCAUCCAUUAAUUAGUACUCCUGUAACAAAAUUUUAUAGAUUCUAUUUAUUUGUAAAUAAUUUUGUUCAGAAUACAUUUAUUUUCCCCAAGUUUCAACAAAAAUUUCGUCAUUCAAUAUCUUGUUUACGUUAAGAAGUAUGUACCGUUUGAGGGAAGAAAUGUUAACCACAUUUCAUUCAUUAAAAAAAAAGAAUUUCGGUUGUUUUAAAACAACAGUCUGACGCCAGUAUGGAACGAUGUUGCGUCAGAUUCUAGUUUGCCUUUGGUUGAAUGUUUCACCUGUUUAUUUUUUUCAUUCUCCCCUGAAUGUAUAAUUUAUACCGAUGGGUUGGUCACUGAAAACGACUGCUUCGCGAAAUUGCAAAUCUUUCAUUUAAUGAUUGUAAUCAUUUUUUCCGAGUACAUGACGAGGUCGUCGAGGUCAUUCAGGGUGUCAAAAAGAUUGAUGUCCCCUCGAUUUAUGUCAAGAUCCGUCGCCCUUUACGACCAUUAGGUGUCCCAUUCUUCACCCUAAAGUUAGUUCAGCGAGGGCUCCAAAUUUUCCUCGUUUGUUUUAGACUCAAUGAUAAUACUGAUCUACAUUUCCUAAAAGAAUUAUAGUCCCAACUUUGCUUAUCCAAUCAAAUUCAUUGAUAUUCUAACGAAACCGUUUCAUGUUUAAUGCAAGCGAUUAAGGAAAAUUUUACAGGGUAAAUCUUUCCUGAGAAUUAAUAUUCUCUAUAAUUAAUGCACAUUAGUAAUGAACUGGUCAUUCGAGUAAACAAGUUCAAGAUCUCGAGAUGGCAUAAUUGACUCAAUUUCAAGUUACUCGAAAGAUUUUGUGUAAUAAUUUCAUGUUUGGGUCAGGAGGAAAAUACUCAAAGUUUAAGAUUUAGGGUGUAAUACAACUAUCGACUGAUACGAAAAUUUUCCAUCGAUGAAUUCGUAGUGAAAGGUCGAAGUCGACUCAGAGUUUUAAAUGUGGAGAAUAUAAAAAUUCUAAUAAUAUUGUAAAGAGUAUAAUUUUAUUUUGUGUAAAUUUUAUUAAACUCUCAACAGCGUUAAGUUUUAUUUAAGUCAGUAUAUUAAGAGUUUCGUUUAACAUAGAUAUCUAGUUUGAAACUGAAGAGUAUAAUACGCGACACCAGUCACAGAAAUGUAUUCUCAGCUUUCGAGGAACCAAUCUCGAAUCAAAAACCCCAUUAAGUGAAACCAUCCGUUUCACAAUUACGCAUCAGAAAUUCUGCAGCAGUGUGAGGAAGUGGUCGAUCCCCACUCGAUAUAAAUCGGCAAAAGGAAGGGGACAUCCGGAGACUAUGUAAGAGACGCCAGAACCUGCGAGGAGCCUGUAGUCCUUCUAAAACCACAGUGCAAACGUUUCUGACUUGAUUUUUUCCGAAGCAAUCGAAUCGAGCAGACGUCGAACGUACGUUCAAGCCAACGCCGACGAGAACCUGAUAGUUUUUCGUGAAAUAUCAAGAACACCUAUGUGUCGAUGAGGUGCAAAGUCUUAGACUGUCAAGGCAACAUCCCGACAUUUUUACCGAGUGUUAGGCUUGCUAAAAACCUCAGUACUCGCAAGGGAAGUCGACGAGGAAACACCGCAAAUCGUUUAGAACUGUUGGUUCUGGUCCAUUUGCAUCACGUGCCGUAGAUUCUUGCAGGUGAUCGGAAAAUCGGACACAUUUUCGUAUACCGAAAAUUUGUCCGCUUCAAAGACUGAAUUCGAUUGGCUUGAACGGGAUUGUAAUCGGGAAGAAGAAAAUGGGUUUCACGAACAUCAACAGUUCUAUGAACAAAAAGGCACAAGAGGGUGUCAGGAAAGAGAAGAGCCAAGCAGCGACACAACAGCAGCCGAAGAACAAAAGCGAGAAGUAUGGCUCCUGGGGACCAGUGUACAAGAACAAACAAAAUUUCGUUGACAUGCACAUUUGCUGAUAUUCUCCAAGGAAAUCUACAUCAGAUUAGAAUUAAGUUCACUCAAAAGUAGCUAGAAUCUUCCAUAAUGCGUCAUAAAAUAAUUUAAACUUGAAUUACGUCCUCGAUGAAUAAAACAAGAAUUUCGCUUUGA